AUGCGCGUUCCCGCGCUGUUGGGCGCCCUGGCUGUGUUGAGCGCGCUCCUGUACCGGUUGCUGAGGCGGCGGGAGCGGGAGCGCGCUCAGGUGCUGUUCUUCCCGGUGGAGCCGGUGAUGUGCGCGCGGCCGCUGUGUGCUCGGGGCCGCGGCCCAUGUGAGUGCGGUCUGUGGCAGCGGGAGCGCGCGGCGUGCCGCCUGUGCGCGCUCCUCCUCACCGCCCAGCGCACGCUCGACGUCUGCGUCUUCACCAUCUCCAGCCGCGAGCUCGCGCACGCGGUGCUCGUCCUCCACCGCCGCGGCGUCCGCGUUCGCGUCAUCACCGACUCCGGUCACAUGGCGCUGGCCGCCUCCCAGGUCGGCAACUUCCGGAGAGCAGGAAUAGAAGUUCGACACGACCAAGACACAAACUACAUGCACCACAAAUUCGCAAUCGUUGAUGGAUCAAUCCUUCUGAACGGAUCGCUCAACUGGAGCUCCCAAGCCAUUUACGGAAACAAAGAAAAUGUCAUCGUUGUAAAACUUCCCGAUAUUGUGAAUCCGUUUGUGGAAGAAUUUGAAAGUCUUUGGAAUGAAUAUGAUCCGUCAAAGUUCAUCUUUUCUCCACAAAAGUAAAUGGUGACAUUGUGCCAGUGAAGGAGAUUGGCUGCUGCUGUUUGGGGGACAGUAGGCAUCAGUCAGAUGGACAAUUGGAAGCACUGCUUUGUGGUGCGAUAAUGUGUAGCCUCAAUAAGCAACAUUUCUGUUUUGUUGCAUCUUACGUUUUGUUCGACCAGGAUCAGUGAUCAAAAUGGUAAUUAUUUGAUUUCUGGUAUAAUGUGUCAUGUACAUUUGCACACAUUGCAUACUGGCAUUUUACACCUACACGUAGAAUAUACAUGCAUCGAGAGGAAUCUUUGUUCACUCAGGGACUUCGAUUGAAAUGUCAAAUUUGAUCCUAGUUCAGAGCUGGUAUUUGUUGUAGAAUCCUGCAGCCAAAACAGAAGGCAAGGAAGAUUGAAAGGGAAGGUAAUGGACAAACAAGGCCGGACAGAAGUGAUCACUGCUGCUGGUGUGGCUUCGGGGAGGUGAGGCUGGUGAUGGUGUUCAAUAGGCUGCCAACACUCACUAACACAGUCCUAGCUGGACACGUGUUAGAAUUACUACUUCUUACUGCAUUCUGUUCCAAACUCCAGGGUUGAUAGACUUUGUUGGGAUAUAGUCUGUUCUGUUCUUUCAAAGCAUUAAAUUCAGAUGUUGUAUUUUUCAAUUCUCCAGCGAUGAUGUUUGUGUGGUAACAAAUUUGAAGUCGCAGGUCUUUGAUAGUUCCUUACAAUUUUAUUGAUGUUAAACUAUAUUUUAUUGGCCCUAUGUGUACAGAAUGCUGCACAGCUGAGGCCGUUUGUUUUUUAAUCAAACAGCUUGUGAGAAUAAACAGUGAAGAAUGAUGAA
Messenger RNA from Callorhinchus milii (elephant shark), 1431 nucleotides. RefSeq names its product phospholipase D family, member 6 (gene pld6). Gene Ontology annotation, biological process: piRNA processing. Gene Ontology annotation, molecular function: RNA endonuclease activity producing 5'-phosphomonoesters, hydrolytic mechanism. The coding region runs from base 1 to 615 and encodes 204 amino acids. The transcript has 2 exons. Gene Ontology annotation, cellular component: mitochondrion. The record is from RefSeq and is a predicted model, not a curated record. Lineage: Eukaryota; Metazoa; Chordata; Chondrichthyes; Chimaeriformes; Callorhinchidae.